Molecule: messenger RNA, 1106 nt
Organism: Cuscuta epithymum
Lineage: Eukaryota; Viridiplantae; Streptophyta; Magnoliopsida; Solanales; Convolvulaceae
Source: the annotation of a GenBank genome assembly
AUUUUAUUUAAUUAAAUAAUUAAUUUCUAAUUUGUAAUAAUAUUUCCCCCCCGGCCUCUGACUGAAAGUCGAUAUUGGCUAUAGUUCUUCGAUCCCAACAAAUAGAGCAUAUAUUCAUCGAAUAAUAACAAAAUUAUCAUCAUAUCUUAAUUAAUUUAUUAGAUCGAUCUAUAGAAGAAGAGAUCGAAAUGUCCGGCGGGGUUGGGCCAUGCAGCGACAUACGUCUCCCCAAGGAAGAGACGGUAACGACGGACGACACUAGCAGCAGCGGCAACCGGGGAAAUAAUAAUGAUAUAAAUUCUGUUUCGAAGCGGCCGCUGCCACGUCACGGCGGCAGGGGGUCGUUCACGUUUCGGCAGCUGAAUGCCCUGGCCGUGAUGGUCGUCCUCUCGGCCAGCGGGAUGGUGAGCAUGGAAGAUUUCGCGUUUGUGCUGUUCUCCAUUGUGUAUAUCUAUUUCAUCUCCAAGGUGGCGUUCCCCCGUUCAACGCCGCCUUUGGAGGAUCCGGUGUUCGACCAAACUAACCGGACCCUCGGCCUCUACGUCUUCGCUGGAGCUGCCAUCGGCUUGUUUCUCCCCAUCGCCUAUGUUUUUGAAGGUAUAUUUGAAGGAGACAAGGAGGGGAUCAAGGCGGCAGCGCCGCACGUCUUCCUAUUGGCGAGCCAGGUGUUCAUGGAGGGGGUGGCCAUGACGGACCGGUUCUCGAUACCGGUCCGGGUUUUCGUUCCGGUGCUGUACAACUCCCGGAGGAUUUUCACCUUGGUGGAGUGGCUGAGGAGCGAGAUUGUAGCUAAGGCUGAGGAGGAGCAGAGAGGGAGCGGUCGGAGAUUGUACGUCGGGAGAGUUCUCGCGGUGGCGAAUAUGGCCUUUUGGAGCUUCAACUUGUUUUGUUUCUUGCUCCCCGUUUACCUGCCCAAGGCCUUCAAGCUUUACUAUUCUUCAAACCCUAAGCAUGCUUGAUUGUCUUACUAUUCUAUAAGGCAACACCGACUAAUCAUAAUAAUUGACUAUAUAUGUUGAUGGGAUGGUAAUUAAUAAACGUCGAGUUCCCCCCUGUUAUAUGGUGGAUUGUAGUGUACAAAUUAAAAGUAUUUGAGUACUUUGGAG